Messenger RNA from Prinia subflava (tawny-flanked prinia), 1554 nucleotides. It is a transcript of the gene LRRTM2, whose product is annotated as leucine rich repeat transmembrane neuronal 2. Lineage: Eukaryota; Metazoa; Chordata; Aves; Passeriformes; Cisticolidae. The record is from RefSeq and is a predicted model, not a curated record. The transcript is spliced from 2 exons. Gene Ontology annotation, molecular function: protein binding. Bases 1 to 1554 code for a protein of 517 amino acids. Gene Ontology annotation, cellular component: extracellular matrix.
AUGGGCUUACAUUUCAAGUGGCCAUUAGGGGCUCGUAUGCUGGCAGCACUAUAUGCAAUGAGUAUGGUUUUAAAAAUGCUGCCUGCCUUGGGCAUGGCUUGUCCACCAAAAUGUCGCUGUGAGAAGCUGCUCUUUUACUGUGACUCUCAGGGGUUUCACUCAGUGCCAAACACCACUGAAAAGGGCUCGCUAGGUUUGUCACUGAGGCACAAUUAUAUUUCUGAACUUGAAAGGGAUCAAUUUGCAAGCUUCAGUCAACUUACUUGGCUUCACUUAGAUCAUAAUCAAAUUGCAACAGUCAGAGAAGAUUCUUUUCAAGGACUGUAUAAACUUAAGGAAUUAGUCUUAAGUUCCAACAAAAUCUUUCAUUUGCCAAACACAACUUUUAGCCAGCUGCUUAACCUGCAGAAUUUGGACCUCUCUUUUAAUCAGUUAUCCUCUCUGCACCCCGAGCUCUUCUACGGCCUUCGCAAGCUACAGACCUUGCACUUGCGAUCCAACUCCCUGCGGACCAUCCCGGUCCGCCUGUUCUGGGACUGUCGUAGCCUGGAAUUCCUGGAUUUGAGCACAAACCGCUUGCGAAGUUUGGCUCGCAAUGGAUUUGCGGGAUUAAUCAAGCUGAGGGAGCUUCACCUAGAGCACAACCAGCUGACAAAGAUUAAUUUUGCUCACUUCCUCCGGCUGAGCAGCCUGCACACGCUCUUCUUGCAGUGGAACAAAAUUAGCAACUUGACAUGUGGGAUGGAGUGGACCUGGGGCACCUUAGCAAAGCUUGAUUUGACUGGAAACGAAAUCAAAGCCAUCGACCUCACCGUCUUUGAAACUAUGCCUAACCUUAAAACCCUCCUCAUGGAUAACAACAAGCUCACCACUCUGGAUUCCAAGAUCCUGAGCUCGCUGACAUCCCUCACCACCGUGGGCCUCUCCGGCAAUCUGUGGGAAUGCAGCCCAAAAAUCUGCUCCUUGGCCACAUGGUUGAGUGGCUUCCAAGGUCGGUGGGAGCACUCCAUCCUCUGCCACAGCCCCGACCACACCCAGGGAGAGGAUAUUCUGGAUGCAGUGUAUGGUUUUCAGCUUUGCUGGAAUUUAUCGACUGUGGUUACCCCCGUGGCUACGACAUCGUACACAGCUCCAACUACCGAGUACACGAAAAGAAUAAGCUCUUCUCAUUUCCAUGUGGGAGACAAAGAGAUUCCAACUACAGCAGGCAUGGUUGUUACCACCGAAGAACAGUUCCCUGAGCCAAACAAUGCCAUCUUCACUCAGAGGGUAAUUACAGGAACAAUGGCUUUAUUGUUUUCUUUCUUUUUUAUCAUUUUUAUAGUGUUCAUCUCCAGGAAGUGCUGCCCUCCCACACUAAGAAGAAUUAGGCAGUGCUCAAUGAUUCAAAACCACAGGCAGCUCCGAUCCCAAACGCGGCUGCAUAUGGCCAAUAUGUCAGACCAAGGACCCUAUAACGAGUACGAACCCACCCACGAAGGACCCUUCAUCAUCAUCAAUGGCUACGGACAGUGCAAGUGCCAGCAGCUGCCCUAUAAAGAAUGUGAAGUAUAA